Molecule: messenger RNA, 1242 nt
Organism: Colletotrichum paranaense
Lineage: Eukaryota; Fungi; Ascomycota; Sordariomycetes; Glomerellales; Glomerellaceae
Product: purine-cytosine permease FCY21
Exons: 5
Coding region: 1-1242 (413 amino acids)
Biological process (GO): transmembrane transport
Cellular component (GO): plasma membrane
Molecular function (GO): transmembrane transporter activity
Source: RefSeq, a predicted model, not a curated record
AUGACCACAAGACACGAAAAGACACAUUCAGUCGACCUUUAUAAUAGGCUCGACGAGAACGUCGACAAUGUCUAUCUCGAAGCAGGCUCUCAGAGCCUCCCAUCGAAGGACUGGCUUACCAGGUUACGGAACGCCUUCUUGCACUCUGCUGAGACUCAAGGCGUGGCACCUGUUCCGAUUGAAGAGAGAAGCGACAGGGAUACUUUUAAACUAUUCAUGUUGUGGCUCACUGCAAACUGCACUACCCUCCCACUUGCUACAGUUCGCCAAACUGAUGAAUACCAUCAGUAUGACCACUGGCAUAUCCGGAACCCUAAGCUUGGACUAGAUCCUACUGUUGUUACAGUAGUCAUCGUGCUAAGCACCCUCCUAUUCAUCCUUCCCGUUGCCUGGAUGGGAAUGAUGGGGCCGAAGACUGGCAUGAGUCAAAUGGUUCAGACUAGAUACUACUUCUGGUAUUACUCAAUCUCACGCUUGAUGACCGUUUCUUUCAUUGUAGCUAACUCGGAAGUCAGCUACUACUUUUCCAUCGACAUUGCGCUGCUACAAAUCGGCACCUUGAUCGGUUACACCAUCAUGACAUCUAUUGUCAGCUCCGUUGGUAUCGGACUUCGCCGUCUACAUCGACCCAUCCAUGCCAAGGUAGGUCUUGACUUGCGCAUCACCGAGACUGGACUAGGCUUACGCCAUCUACAACAGAAUCAAGAUCUUCUUAUGCGUGUACGUGCCGCUGCAGGUGCCGCUGUGCCAGCAAACGAGCUUUGGGCUCAGGCCUACGGUCUCUACUCCGUUGGUGGUAUCAUCAAUGCCAUGAACACUCCUCUAGGAGGAUUUGGAAAGUUCGUCUCGGUCCUCUCUCAGUCUCUUCAUCCGAUUCUCAGUCGCCUUCCCCGGUAUAUAUACUCGCUUCUUAUUGUGGCAAUCAUUGUGCUCAUCUCAAUUGUUGCCAGCUCCAACUUUUACAACUCUCUAUCGAACUUCCUGAGCGUCGUUGGCUACUGGACGGCUUCGUACACUAGUAUCGCGCUUACUGAGCACUUCCGUUUUCGUUGGGGCCGGUAUUCUGCGUACAACAUCUCUGACUGGGAUAAUCCAAAGGCACUCCCGCUUGGAUUCGCGGCCUUGGCAUCGCUCUGUUGUUCUUUCGGACUGAUCGUUCCUUCUAAGGAUACUGCGAGGUACCCAUGGCAGUACGAACCGGCGAUAUCGGUAUGCAAUUGGAAAUUGCUCUCGGUUCACUGA